This is a messenger RNA of Cylicocyclus nassatus, 3294 nucleotides long. The record is from the annotation of a GenBank genome assembly. Lineage: Eukaryota; Metazoa; Nematoda; Chromadorea; Rhabditida; Strongylidae.
AUGGAUCCGUUGAGAGAUGAGAAAGGCCAUCUAAGUAUCUCAUAUGUGGGAUGGAGGCAAACUGCGGGUGCGGUUGGUGUGGCUUGGGAUAAGAUCAAAGAAUACGAUAUUUUGCCUGGAUAUGACACACUCAAUCUGACAUGGACUAUGGGUGAAUGUGUGGAGUCGACAGAUGCUGGAGCGGUGAUUGCAUGGGCUCAGUCGGGUGCAGAUGCAGUAUUGGGGCCAGCUUGUUCUGCUUCUGCUCUUAUAUCUGGAACCGUUGGCAAGUAUUUCAAUUUCCCGAUCAUGGUUUGGGCGCCUACAUUCUCUUCUGAUUUGCUGAAUGUUCGCGAAUAUCCGACAACAGUCUCAUCAACCUUUAGUUCUAUCAACCAAGCACAGACACUCCUGCAGCUGUUUGAACGUUAUCAAUGGAGUGAAGUAGCGCUCAUUUACUAUGUGGCUAGAAGUAGCCUAUUACCGCGCUGUUCUCUCGUAAUGAACGAUUUGGAGCUUCUCAUGAACGACUAUUUGAAUAUAACCAUCACGUAUCGUAGACAGUUGCUAAAUUACAAUAAUGACACUUUCAAGAAUGCUUUACAAGGACUGAAAAGUGUAUCAAGAGUGACGGUAUCUUGUUUUGAAUCGGAUGAUGCUCGUAGAAAUUAUAUGAUUGCUAUUGCUGAAUCUAAUAUGGACACAGACGAGUAUAUGUGGCUCAUGAUCGAAUCACGAAAGGCUGGAUUUGCAAACAUAUGGAAGGAUAAAUCAAGUAACCCCGAUGGAAAAGACACGUUGGCGCUAAGAGCCGCUCGAAAAUUCUUGAUAUUGGAUCUUGAACCCUUGAAUUCAACAGCACAGUUUGUUGCCGAUGUCAAAGCAAAGAUGAGGCAACCACCGUAUAACUGCGGCGAUUGCAAUGAUAUCGAUCCGACAGUAUCACAAGUGGGUGAACUUGCUGAUGCAAUGCUAUUAUAUGGCUUAGCUCUCAACAGAUCUCUGAAGUCUGGCAUUGCAAAGCCGACUGGCACUGACAUAGCGCGCUUUGCCGUGGGAACUUUUGAAGGGUUUACUGGAACUGUCAUCAUCAAUCGAAACCUAUCUCGUGACCCAGUUUUCUACGUAUGGGGUUUGAAUACUUCGGAUCAACAAAUGAUAAUGAUGAGGAUUACAGGAUCGCUUAACAUCAAUGAUAUUACGAUACAAGAGGUCCAGCCGAAAUCUGUGAUAUGGGCCAACCAUGGCGGUUCACCUCCACUGAAUAAGCCUCCUUGUGGGUUCGAUGGAAAGGCUUGCCCUCUAUCAUUCACUGAACAAUAUCUGGCGAUCACACUUGGAUCAGUUGCAGCUGGAGUGAUACUUAUCGGGAUAGUGGUAGGCGCUAUUGUAUACGUUAUGAGAGCGAAACGAUUAGAGGAAGAACGCUUGAACCUCCUGUGGCAGAUCCCUUUUGCGUCAUUGGCCAAACCCAACUCAAAGGCAGGAGCACAAAGCUCCCGAUCGCUGCAAAGUUCGAUGUCUACCAGUACGAAGUUGACCAUUGAUUCAAAGAGGGAUACUGUUGGGCAUAGCUUCUUCUUGCUUGGGAAUGACUCUGUUGUCGCGAGGAAGCAUAGAGUGCGGACACUUUUGUCGAAAUCUGACUGUGCUGACCUGAGAAAGCUGCGAAGCACCGACCACGACAAUCUUUGUCGAUUCAUCGGCCUAUGCAUGGACGCCCCAGAGCUUCUUUCUCUUUGGAGAUAUUGCUCGAGAGGGUCACUAAAGGAUGUGAUUGAGAAGGGAUCAUUGCAGAUGGAUUGGUUCUUCAAGUAUGCGCUUAUCAGAGAUAUCUGCGAGGCUGUUCAUUUCCUUCACCAUUCCUCAUUUGGAGCACAUGGGUGGUUGAGCUCUUGCACAUGCCUUGUAGAUGAAAGAUGGCAGGUAAAAGUUACCUACUACGGUUUGGACACUAUCAAAUCUUUGGAAGUCAAGGAGCAAAACAAGCUGUUAUGGACUGCACCUGAGCACAUACGUGAUCCAUUGAUGAAGGCUACAAAAGAAGGAGAUAUUUACAGUUUCGCUAUCAUUUGCUCGGAAAUAGUGACAAAGAAGUCGCCAUGGGAUUUGGAAAAUCAAGAAUAUGAUCUUGACGAACUGAUCUACAAAAUCAAAAGAGGUGGGCGAGCUCCAAUUCGGCCCUCAUUGGACACAGAUGAUGAGCACAAUGCAAGCAUGUCACUGCUGAUCCGCGACUGCUGGGCUGAAGAACCUGACCAAAGACCGUCUACUGACCAGAUCAAAUCUCUAAUCAAAGGAUUCAACCAUAACAAGUCGUCAAAUUUAAUGGAUCAUGUUUUCAACGUCUUGGAACAGUACGCUUCGAAUCUGGAAGAAGAGGUCCAAGCACGGAUGAAGGAACUGACGGAGGAAAAGAAGAAAAGUGACAUUCUUCUCUACAGAAUGCUACCCAAGCAAGUGGCAGAGAAGCUGAAACUUGGUCAGUCAGUAGAACCUGAGACAUUCGAUUGCGUGACGCUGUUCUUCUCAGAUGUAGUGUCCUUCACUACACUGGCCAGCAGAUGCACUCCGCUACAAGUUGUCAAUCUUCUGAAUGACUUGUACACCGUGUUUGAUGCUAUCAUUGACGAGCAUGAUGUCUACAAGGUUGAAACAAUUGGUGAUGGUUACCUAUGCGUAUCCGGCCUUCCGCACCGAAAUGGCAACGAGCACGCAAAAGAGAUUGCUGAAAUGUCCUUCAGUCUUCUCCGAGCUAUUCGCACAUUCCGAGUGCCCCAUUUGCCGGAUGAGAAAAUCAACAUUCGCGUUGGCUUGCACACAGGUUCUGUUGUGACUGGAGUAGUUGGUAUGACUAUGCCAAGAUACUGCUUGUUUGGUGACACUGUCAACACCGCCAGUCGAAUGGAAAGCAAUGGAAAACCUGGCCGUGUACACAUAUCCGCCGAUUGCAUGAGAUUCCUGACUGAGAAGAUUGGUGGAUACAAGACCGAGCUCAGGGGAGAAGUCAUUGUCAAAGGCAAAGGUGCUCUGGAGACUCACUGGCUACUAACACCCGAAGAGCAAGAGAAAGGACUUGUUGAGUAAAUGAUGUCCAAGAUUUGUAUGACUGAAUGGUUGCAAAUACUAACCGCAUGCCAUUCCGAAAAGAGGGAACUGUACAGAUCUGUAGCCGGCAAUCUACCUCAAAUCAUCCAAAAUAUCUCUAACCUUCCUUCCUUGUUUACCUCCAACAGAUUUCUAAUGUUUACGGAUGAAUCCCUAGGUUAGACUUUGACGAAUGUUAGAAUUUAUUUAUUUCUCAACGAAAUGUAC